Aspergillus pseudoviridinutans is the source of this 1743-nucleotide messenger RNA. RefSeq lists its product as uncharacterized. The transcript has 5 exons. Gene Ontology annotation, molecular function: FAD binding. NCBI's taxonomy places the organism in Eukaryota, Fungi, Ascomycota, Eurotiomycetes, Eurotiales, Aspergillaceae. The record is from RefSeq and is a predicted model, not a curated record. Bases 1 to 1743 code for a protein of 580 amino acids.
AUGGCUAAUAACGAUAAAAAGGGCUCCGUCGCAGAAGACAACAGCAGGCCAACUCUUGCUCAAGCCCCUGUGCUUGUGGUAGGCGCUGGUCCCAUCGGCCUGGUGACUGCAUACCACCUGGCGAGGCGUGGAAUCCGCACCGUCCUUGUCGAAAGGAAUUAUGAAACCACCAGAUGGCCCAAAAUGGACAUUACGAAUGCGCGCUCGAUGGAGCUUUUGGCUCGUCUCGGCUUAGCUGAAAAGCUCAGGGAACAAGGCGUGCCUCAGCAAUUCUCUCUGAAGUGUCUGUUCAGUACAGGAAUCUCCGAUGGGGGGGAAGUUAUUGCCAAAUGGGAUCUCCCCUCGCCGAAAAAUAUGUGGCAACAAAUCCAUGAGAAGAAUGACGGAACGAUGCCCAGUCAGGCUUAUUUGCGUUGCUCGCAGAGCAUAUUCGAGGCCUGGCUCAAACCUAUUGUGGAAGCAGAGCCUUUGGUGGAGUGCUUUUCAGGUAUCAAAUUCAAUUCCUUGAAAGAAUUUGAUGAUCGGGUAGAAUCUACCGUCACAAACAUAGAUUCCGGGGUUGAAUACAUCAUUUCCAGCCAGUAUGUAAUCGGAUGCGAUGGGGCAGGAAGUCGGGUGAGAAAGUCCGCUGGGAUUGAGCUCACUGGUACUCCAAUCUCGGUGCCGACGCUGCUAGUACACUUCAAGUCCAAGGCCCUGGACGUCCUCCAUCGACAGGGACAGUUCUGGCACUUAUUUCUGUCUCAGGGUGCGGUUGUCAUUAAUCAGGACGAAAAGGAUACAUGGACGGUGCACAUCCCCUUGGCAUCGGAAGCAGACGCAAACGAUCUCAACCCUGAAGAGAUGGUAUAUGCCGCGCUUGGAGAUGCUGGACCCCCACAAAAGUUCAAAAUCGACCAGAUCCUUGUCACUAGCACGUGGAGGGCCAAUCUAUCGGUUGCGAACMAAUAUCGGUCAAGGGGCAAAAGGGUGUUUCUUGCAGGAGAUUCAGCCCAUCAGAAUAUUCCGUUCGGGGGAUAUGGUAUGAACACGGGAGUGGGAGAUGCAUAUGAUAUCGGCUGGAAGCUAGCAAUGUUUCUCAACUCUCAAGGGGGUGAAGCCUUGCUAGACUCGUACGAGAUUGAGCGCCGCCCUGUUGCCAUUCGAAAUGUCGCCAUGUCCCGCAGCAAUGCGGAGGUCCAUUUGGACUACGUUACUUGGGUCCGCCAGGGUACUCCGGGUCUCGUUCGAACUAAUGCGCUAGACGGAAGGGAACUUCGUGAGCGUAUUAGGGCACAUGUUCUAGCGAACGACGGGGAAAACAAGUCUCUUGGUAUCGAGAUGGGAUAUCGAAACGUUAUGUCUCCUGUUAUCGUCUAUGACAGCAGACCAGAGAAGGAGCCAGAAUGGACUCAGCGACAUUACCAUCCUUCAACGUGGCCGGGCGCCCGGGCGCCCCACGUCUUCCUCAACGACGGUGUAACCGCAGUCUACGAUCUGUUGGGCCCUGACUAUACUCUGGUAGAUUUCACGGCUGAUGGUCUGUACGCAAAGAAGUUUGCUACCAUCGCGACUGAGCUCAAGGUACCGCUACGUACGGUUCAUCUUCCGGGCGAAGCUCAUGUCCGACAGAUCUGGGAGCGGGACGCAGUUCUGCUAAGGCCAGAUUUGCACGUUUCCUGGCGCGGGGACUGGGAGGAACCUCCAGAAAGAACUGCAAUUGAAGAUAUCCUUCGGAUCAGCGCUGGGAAACAGAUCAGUUGA